Folsomia candida is the source of this 660-nucleotide messenger RNA. RefSeq names its product flocculation protein FLO11-like. Lineage: Eukaryota; Metazoa; Arthropoda; Collembola; Entomobryomorpha; Isotomidae. The coding region runs from base 1 to 660 and encodes 219 amino acids. The transcript has a single exon. The record is from RefSeq and is a predicted model, not a curated record.
AUGCGUCCUCCCCCUAUCACAACCACGUCAUCGUCGUCGUCGUGGGUGCAAAAUGACGUAAACCCUGCAAAAUUAGUGUCCAUAGUUGCUCCCAUCCUCACCCCUAAAUCCCUAAUCCUCACCUUGAGACCUACUGAAUCAGAUGCUCCCACUGCUUACAUUCAUAAGACUGUUGCUUCUACAACGGAAUCAGUUCUGAUAACCUUAAUGUCCGCCACCUCAGCCACAUACACUGCUGCAACUUCGCCAGCAAUCACAACUGAAGCCUCAACAAGCAGUUUCACCACGAACCCAACAUCAUCUGAACCAGCGUUGGAGACAACGACGACCAACUCUCUCUCAUCAUCAGGACUAAACAAAGACGGUUAUCAAACUACUACUACGCCGCCACCGACGACCAUCGUCAUGACUUUCGAAACAUUAACAGAGCUUAAACCUACCACCAGCACUUUUACUUUUGCUACUUCCUUGACGCCGUUAUCAAGUUCUACAAAACCUGGAAGAAUGUUGAAACGGCAACAUGACGUGCUGGACCCGGCCGUGGAGGUGGAACCUGUAUUGAAUGAGGAAGGUCAACAAAUGUACGGCUUACAUGACAUCCCUUUGUACAAAAAUGCGGGUGGCAAAACGAUUCUUGACACUUUGGUAGAUUAUACAUAA